GUUUCAACAGGAACAAUAGCAAAGCGUCCGCGCAUCCAAUCGACGGGGAUCGCUGCUGCCCCGCUGCACGAAGGAGAUCGAGGCGGCAACCCACGACGCCAUUUACCUGGAGACGUGUAAGUCGUCGUGCCUACUCCAUUCGGCGGCUGUCUAGCGUGGGUCACACACUGCCCAUGCCUGGAAUUGCUACAGCUUGACACAGAGAGUUUACAGCAUGGGCAACGAGAUCUCGAAGUUCGUGGACCACGAUCAAUCGAUCCGACGGACGCCGCAAACCGUCGUCGACAACGAGCACCGGUAUGACUUCGUGGCGACAUGGAGCACGGCCAACGUCCAUGCGUUGUUGAGGGCGUACACCAAACGCGCGACGCCAGACGGGACGUUAGGACAGGACAAAUCGCAAAGGCUUGAGGACAGUUACCAAGACAUCGUACGAUUAGAAACUCUUGUCGAGUCCAUGCGUCUUGAAGAUGCUGCUGCAGAUGUGAUCGACACGAACAUGACAGACACCCCCAUCCCACACUCUCACGUCGAGACCGGCACGGACGUCUGUCCUGCCCACACUCUUCAUGACAUUAAGGAUACCAUGACUCCAUCAACGCCAUCAUCCCAGCCAUCAACGAAACCUCUCAAACUCAAGACCAAACCUACGCCAAAGACACCAGAACAACUGCAAGAGGCAUUUCUCAACUCCACCGAGGCAGAGUACGUCGCACGACGGCACGACAUUCUCUUAGAGCUAGAAGCCAAGCGACGUGCGUAUCGCACGCUGGCGCAAUUGCCGACGUCGCUGGACGGGAUCGACUUUAGCCUGCCGGUGCAGUGGAGCCACUACUUUCAAUCGGUUAUGGAAGUGGACGCGGACGCGCAUGCGGGCGCCGCCGACAACGCGCGCCGCCUCUGGCAUCCUUCGUCCAUCGGACACAUCAUGGAGAGAGACCCGGGUGCACCUGGCCAGCUCCGCGCCUUCGCAUUGGCCACAGCUGCUGCUGCUGCUUCGUCUGCAAACGCCCAUGCAGGCGGCGAUGGCCAUACGGAGAAUGAAAACGCCAGCGUGUCCGACGAUGAAGAUAUGAACUCCGACGACGAAGAUGAUAAAACCGCAGCAAAAGCAGACGGCGAUGAUGCAGCCGUGGAAACGACAGCAACGACCCCUCCAGAAGCCAACGUCGUUGAACCACGUGGCGUGCUGACCAAGCGUAGCUUGGAUCAGCACACACUAGAGACUGCGGUGGCCGCUGUACCGUUGCCGCCGCUGUUCGAUCCGUCCUUGCGCAGUCCCGUGUUUUUCGGCUACAGUGUGCCGCCACCGGGAGGUCCGACACCAUCGACGGGACCGACAGGUUCUUCGAUCCUUCCUGGAACCCAUCGCCACGACGACGACGACGACAAGGUGCGGGCGGCGCAGUAUUUUGAAUCUCGUCUGCAGGAAAUAGCUCACCGAUUCCACGACGCCAACGCAAUUGAAACCGGAAAACUCAACGCACUCAGUGACCGGCGACACGCGCAGCUGGAGCGGCGGCAAAAGGACGCCGCGGUUCGACAGCGAGAGCUGGACGACGCGCGCAAGGAGGGCGUGGACCCAACCGCCGACUUUUUCCGCACGGCCGAAGUCACCCAACGACAGGUGGACAUUCAAGAAAGAGCAGAAGACGAUCUGUACGAGUCCCACAAGAACUCGAUCACGUCGCGCAUGCAUGCCGCCCGUGUCACAUGUGACCAAGACACGCAGUUCCUGCAAGGUCUCCAGUCGCCGGACAAGCCCAUGGGGGCUGCUCGAGCGGCGUUUCACACGGAGCAAUUGCGGUUGCAUCACCAGUCUCUAUUGAGUGCCAAGAACGACUUGGUCCAAGCGUCGACCGUACUGGACCAGACCAAAAGCCGGUCGCUGCUGCAACUGACGUCGGACGCGGCCAAACAACAGACGGCACGGGGGCAGUUGCUGUUUGCGGAAGACCAAGUCAAAGCGGCCGAGCACACGAUCGCAGUACUCUUGAGACAGAUCGAUGACGAAGAGUUUAUGCUAGACAGAGGGGAGACCCAAAUCGCUCAAGAAAUUACCUACUUUCCGAGUUUUCAAGUGUUUUCUCAAGAUGGCGAUACGUUGCUGGACGUGGCGUUUGCGUUGGUGGUCAUGUGCGCGGCCCCCCUCUCGGAAAAGCUAGAGUAUGUGAGUCAAUUGUCCGAAACCAACCUCUUGACCAAGCCCGCACUUGUGCAAAUCCUCACCGUGUUCUUUCGCAUACUGAAUCGAAUGGACCAACUGCGCACGCCGAAGGAUCGACAGACAUGGCCAGUAUUGGACGAGUUCCAUCUUGCCAACCUCGUCGACCACAUGGUGGGCAGCGGCGGCUUCAAGUCGUAUGUGACGACGUUUGAGUUUGUCUCGAUCGCCACAGACGCCAUCCAACGGUCCAAGUACUUGAGCACGAUUCUGCGUGUGCCGUGGAAGUACCAGCACGUGAGCCGCGUCCAGCAGCAGGCCAUGUCGGCGCUGCGCCAGUUUGAAUGUGGCCUCAUCAGUGCAUCCGACCUCAAGUACCGCCUCGCGCGCCAGAGCAUCCAGUCCGCGCCGCGGGGGGGGUCGAGUGCCAAGGAAGCGCUACAUGUCCGUGCCUUGGCGAUGGGGUCCAACGAUCCGCUGAAAGCCGAUUACUCUAAGUACUUGAAGCAUCGACGGCGCAAGGUGCUGUCGAAUGUUGUGCCGUUGGACCAUGCCUGCUACAAGAACCUGAUCGUGUACCGGUCCGAAGUGGCGGAAAAGGCGGCGAUUCGGUUGCAGACGACGUGGCGGGCGCGCCAAGGCCGCGUGGACGCGACGAUGGCGGCGCGAAAGCAGGCGUUCUACCAUGCCAAGGGGACGGCACUAGCCGACGCGAGGGCAUCCGUCGAGGCCGACUGGCGACGCCAAGAGGGCACCACCACGACGCUGGACAAGAUGAAAUUCGAUGCCAAGAUUCGCAUGCGCCAAGUCAAGUUGCGCACGAAAGGACUGGCGUUCAGUCGCGACGACGUGCUUCGGGUCAUGACGGAAGAAGCGGUGCAGGAUACACUCGAGGAGGUGGACCAUCGGUUUCGGGAAAUGGAAGAGGCCGCGGGGUACUGUCCAAGAGUGUUGCGGUUUGAUCCGCUGGACGACGCGCACUUUUCAGAGAUCGCGCACAGCCUCGUGGACCAGCUGCAGCGCGCGCGGCGGCCGGCGCCGGCCACAGCCAAACUCAUGCGCGCGAUCGCCGAAAAAGAGAUCAAGAAGGAAGUGCCAGAGACAUCUGCGACGUGGUGUGAACCAACAGACAAAACCGCGGUCGAACGGUUCCACGAAGCUGUCAAGGACCUCAAGGUGCAGAGGGAGGCCAGCCACGACCACAUGCUGCGAGGGAUAGAGCCUGUGCAGGCCACGAGCAGCGAACGACGCGAGUGGAUGACGCUCAUGUGUUCGAAUCCGCCAUUGAAAGAGUGGUGCGCUCGGCUCGUGGCCAUAUGUGAUGGCAUGACCCAGUUAAAGCUCACGGAACUGCUCAUGGAACUUCCGUCAAAACGGCAUGCGAUCGCUUAUGUGCGAGGGUUUCAUAAUGACAUUAUGGGGGCAGUUGAUCGAGACGCGUUGGUGGCCGACUUGAUGGGGCACUUUCGCGUCCUUCGUGGGGUGGAGCCUCUCGCCGAUGCAUUGAUCCACAUGGCUACGACCGACAUGGAAACGACUUGGCGCGACGAUAUACUCUAUCGCAUGAACGCCCAAGAAGCGUUCCUGGUCGAUUAUGUCCACAAAAGUCAUAUAAAGCACGCAGGCCAAGCCGCGCGGGAUGCCAGACAACGGGGCCGCGGAAACACUGACGCCAAGCUCAACAUGGACACGCAGCGAAGUAUGGCGGUGGACGCGAAAGCAAGACUUGACGACGCCAUGGUCAAGUGGAAAGACGCCGAGUUUUCCUAUGCCCAAGCCCAACGACGCAUGCAACUGGUGCGGGACUCUGCCGUGACACUAGUCGACCGCCGCGAUCGAAUGCUCUGGGCUGAGCGACUCAAGCGAGCUCUGGAGACAACGGACAAGGGCGCGCACACGUACAUUGAAGUGGUUCACGUGUGUCAAGACUUUGUCGAAGUCGCCCGCCAUGUCGCCACUCAAAUCGUCCGCGAAUACUACCUCCCCGUCCAUGAAAAGACUGUGAUGCCGGUGGCAGGUCCGUUUCUUAUGGACGGCCGCAACGACGGCGCCGUUCGAUCGAGUCACGGCAAGGGGCUCAAGUUUGAAGCACACAACAUUCGAUUCCAAGUCGCAUUGGACGACCACGACCGAUUUGACCAUUCAGACGAGCUGGCCGCCAAGUUUGCGGGCGCAGAGUGCCGCAACUCGAGCUUGUUUCUGCCGACGAUGCUGCUGACACCAAACGUACUCGUGCCCCUGCAGUGCUGCGUCGACUACCAUGGCAUGCGGGUGCUGUGUGUGUCCAAGCUCCCGAUAGAGUGCUACGACGUGAGUGACAAGGGUGUGGUGCAGAACGUGCGCACGGAAUUCGUAUAUGGCACGAACAACAAGGGGAAAACCAUUGUGAGUCACAGCAAGACCCUGGACGCAUCGAUAGCCAAGGUGAACGCGAGCUUAAACUUGGGCGCGCAUUGCGUCCGUGGGUCGUUGGACUUGACGGCCAAGUUGAUCCACGGAGCCGGCGACAUGCACGGAUACAUCGGACAAGGCGAAACGUUUUGCUUGCUCAAGUUCCGACGCAUGAUGCCGCCAGAAGACCCCGAGGAAACCCCCCACUUGCCGGCGUCCACUCGGGGCAUGAGCAUCCUCUGGAGGCAGCUCCGACCGGCGCUGGUCAAGACACAUCCCGUGCCGCUGUCACCGGAUGCCUUGUCGUUGUUGACAUAUCAAACGCCGGAUUGGGAAAACCAAGCCGCGAGAGUUAAAGACUGCACGAGACGCAUGCUAGACGACGUCCUGCCAUUGUUUGCAAGGAAGCUGGCCGAGAGGGAGGACUAUGUGACGUCACCGACGUUUUCGCUUGUCGGGGAACUCCACCGCCAUGGCAUCAACGUGCGGCAUCUGGGGCUGCUGCGGUCGUUGUUUUACUUUCAACUUGACGGGGCAGUCGCGUUGGCAUUCAACCAAGCUGUACUGUGUCCGACUGUGGAUUUAACAAGGGAGUUGACACGAGGAGAUACAAUCUACAUUCAAGGCCAGCGGUUCAAAGUAAGUGAACACGCGCAGGACGUUGUGUCGGACAAGGUGGUGACAGUCGAUCGCAAGUACACGGGCGAUUCAUGUCAGAACGUACCGCUUUACAAAGGGGAUAUUCAAUCCAAGCACGACUUGCGACGGUUGAUUCUAGUGGAAAUGCUCCAGCGCACAAUCAAGAACCUCGUCCGGGCGUCGCUCCGGUCAAUGUUACAAGCUAGACAACUUGCCAUGGGACCCACGACGCAGACUUCGUUGUUUGUGGUCGUGUUAAAUUACAUCAGCGGGUCCGGCGCUGGCUCGGACGCGUUUUGGAAAAACCAAGUGUUUGAUGGCGUCCGGGCUCGCUUUGGCUCAAUUGCCGUGUCGUUUGUGGAUCGGCUGAAUCUGCGACAGGCGCCAGUCGAAAUUGCCCGGUACCUGUCGACUGCGAUCGGGUUUGAGCUCACUCGGGACUGCUGGACGCGGUUCACGCAACACCCCCACGGGUUCUUGUUUACCAUCGACGACGUCCACGUGGACGUACCGUGUCGCAUCCGCCACAACCUGCUGGUGCUCCAUUUUGCGGCAGCGUCCAUGCUGUUGGACCAGGCCUCGACCGUCCAGCGCACGACGUACCCAGCUGCGAUACUGUUCGACGCUCCGUGUGGGUACUGGCCACUCAACGAACGAAAAGGGUCCAUCGUCGCCAAAAACAUGGUUUCCUCGACCGAUCACGGCAAGUUCUCGCCCCACUGCACGCUGGAAGCCGCAGGUCCCAUCGCCAACGACGACUUGGGUCGAUCUGUCGAGUUUUCAAAGGACGGAUGCAUCACGUUCGUCAAGGCGAAGAAGUGGGAGUCGAGUGCGACCCUGGAAGCAUGGGUACUUGUGAGUGCAUCAGGCCACGGCAUCCGUGCGAUCAUAAGCCACGGACGGUAUACACUGGCCGUGCUAAAGCGAAAUGUAUGGGGCGCGUGGAUCAACAUGAACAACAUUGACGUGGUGGUGGCGGGGCCGCCCGUCAUGCCAGACGUGUGGACGCACGUGGCCACUUCGUUUGAUGGCACUGCCUUGCAACUGUAUGUGAAUGGUGUGCUGUAUGGUGAUUUGGACGUUCGAUCUGAAGUGAACGCGCAACUCGAACGCCGCGAACAACGAUUUCAAGCGAUGCAACGCGAUAUUGACGACCAAGAGCGUCAUGCCAAGGACACAUGUAUGAAAGACGUGGACCGAGAAUGCCAGGCGUUGUAUCAAACCAAGGAAGGCAAGCGACUCUUAAAAGACUUGGCGAAAAAACUAACGGACGAAAUCGAGUUCAAAGCGCGGCUGAAGAAGGGGGCAUCAUCGACAGCGUCCCCUGUCACAGAUCCAGUCGAUAAACCAAUACAGGAAGAUGCAGCCAUACCCAGAAAAAAAGCCGACAUGGACACGAUGGCCAAGAAGCAACAUGCCAUGCAAAUGUUUUUCAAAAAGUCGGAAUCGAUCACGGCGUCGUAUCGACUUCUCCGAGACGAGCUCAAAGCCAAGAUACAAGUGGAAUUGGCGGACGCAUUGUCGCAGGACAAUCGGCCACUCCGCAUCGGAUGUGUGAGCAACGCGUGCUCCAACUCCAAGUUCUUUGUGGGGCGGCUGUGCCACGUGGCGUUCUACGCUCGAAGCGUCGACCGAGAUGUGCUUCUGCGCCACUUUGUCACAGGUACGCUCGAUCGGGCGUGGACGUCGGACGCCUUGUUUGAGCUCUCGGCCGUGCGAUUCACAAAAGCCCUCGAGUUUGCUCCAACGGAUGGCCCCAUGUUGGCGUCGUUUGCGGUCAACAUUUGCAGCGCGUUAAAGUACGACUUGGAGCAACGGCGAAGCCAAAACAUGUACAAAGCCAAGGUCCGGCGGGCGUUGCGGGCAUUCCGAUCGACGGAAAACGUCGAAGGGUGCGCCGAGAUCCUUCGGAACUUGCCCCACGACGUCCGCUUCAGUGACUUAUUCCGGGAAGCAUAUGCUUGUGUGAACGAGCUGCACCCGACGUACUGGACUAGGCAGAGCAACGUGUCGCUGCUCGAGCUGGACGCGCUGCCUCCUCAUUUCUUUAUGAGCGGCGAGACCAAAUCGUCAUCUAUGGCUGGCUUAAGUCGUGACGAAGUGACCGUGUAUGCAGAUAUCAUUCGGCGUGUGAUCGUCGAGUACCCGACGCAUUAUGGCGAUGGGCUGACCGAUCUCAAGUGGAUUUGCGACUUGGAAACCGAUAGCGUUGUCUUAUACUUUGUCCUGUGGAUCCGCGCGGGCGAAGACAGUCGCCGGUUCGACUUGUCAGGGGUUCCAGACGUGACUGACGUCGAUAUGGACGUCGUCACAGGCGCCAACCGAAGCUGCUUGGCGUUCAACUUGCACGGAUGUGUCCACUUGACCAGCAAGACCCUUUGCACGUUGAGCCUGCGAUGCAGUGCACUCGAAACGCUAGACGUGGGCCAGAUUCCCCACUUAACCGACGACGUGUUGGUCGCUCUGUCGAAAACAUGUCCAAAUCUGAAAGCCAUCCACAUGGACCGUUGCCCGCUGAUCUCAGACGUCGGCGUCGAAGCCUUUGAAGCGUGUCGGGACCUUCGCGAAGUGGGAUUUGGUUUCUGCGUCCGUGUCACAGACGAUGCGCUGCUAUCCCUGGCGUCACACACCCGCCUCUCUGCACUGAACGUGUCGGGGUGUUUGCAAUUGAGUGACUUUGUUGGACUGGCCAACAUUCUGCCAGCCAGCACGACGUUGACCUCGCUCGACAUUUCAGGCUGCCGUCGACUGACAGACCAUGGCAUCAUAGCCAUCGGAACGCGAUGCACCAAGCUCACACAUGUCAAUCUAGCGUUCUGCGACAAGGUCACUGACCGCGGCAUCUGGGCAAUCACACACAACUGCCUCGACCUAGUUUCGUUGAACGUGCAGGAGCUGCACCUUGUCACAGACAAUGUGUUUUCGUUCGAUCAACAAGGCGACGGACGGGCGGUCGUGUCCAAGUUACUCCUGGCUAAGCUACGCACGGUGGUGUUGGCAGAUUGUAAGUUGCUUACUGACACGGGUAUCGCGUACCUCUUGCAUCGGGCGCGGCAUCUGCAGUCGAUGGAUGUGUCUGGAUGUUAUCACUUGACCAACCAAGGGCUGGAGUUCAUCACGACCGAUAUCUUCAAUGGGUCAAUCACGGGUGAACAUUUGACCGUGCUCGACUUGAGCUACUGCAUGUCGCUGUCGUCGGACGGUGUGCGCUUCGUCCGCGAGCGGUGCAAGCAGCUGGUCACGGUGUCAUUGACUGGCUGUAUACUCCUCCAAGAUGCCGAAGUGAUUGAACUGGUCAAAGCAUGUGGGAAGAUUGCCAACUUGGGGCUCGGCUUCUGCCGCGAACUCUCGGACGACGUCCUAAUCGCGAUCUCCGACUGCUUAUGGCUAGACUCGCUGUUUAUCAACCGAUGCGCCAAGAUGACUGACGUGGGGGUCUGCGCGGUGGCGUCUCAGUGCACCGGCCUCCUCGCGGUGAACCUGUCGAGUUGCAAGCGCGUAACUGACGUCGCCGUCGACAGACUGUACGACAACUGCCCGAAACUAGCGCACUUGGACGUAACCUACUGCCCCCAUGUUACCCGGGGGGCGGCGUCGAGAUUCUCAAUCCAUCGACCGGACAUGAUGUUGAGGACAGACUUUGAAUCGCAAGGAUCACAAGAGCAAGGCGAAGGGAGUGAAGCGGCCGCGGAGAAACUGUUCCGACAACACUCGUGGAAGCAGCACCCAGUUGCAGUCGUCGGAACAUCGUCGCAUGAACAAGUCAUGGUCGACAAGCCACUUCGAGAUGCUGCUUUGUUGCGAUAGUUAACAUUGACACUGUCGAGACACACACUUCAUCCAACGAACUAACCAUGGCGAUUAGUAUGGCA
Molecule: messenger RNA, 9066 nt
Organism: Aphanomyces astaci
Lineage: Eukaryota; Oomycota; Saprolegniomycetes; Saprolegniales; Verrucalvaceae
Exons: 10
Coding region: 215-9001 (2928 amino acids)
Biological process (GO): SCF-dependent proteasomal ubiquitin-dependent protein catabolic process
Cellular component (GO): SCF ubiquitin ligase complex
Molecular function (GO): protein binding
Source: RefSeq, a predicted model, not a curated record